GAGGCAUUCCACAGUCAAGUUCGAUCUGUGCGCGCGAUGGCACCUCCAGUUUGCGACAUCUCCUUCGAGGACAAUUCCCACGGGGUGUUCCUGGCCGGGCAGACCAUCGUCGGUCAGGUGGACAUUCAGGUUCCGAAGGCGAAGAAAGUGCGUAGUGUUUACCUGCGGUUGACCGGCCAGGGCAGCUGCAAGUGGGCGGAGACGCGGGAAACCGGUUCUAGUGCGGUGUUUAGUUCCCGGGAAGAGUACGCCGCGCACACGGUGGUCUUCCUAAGUGGGAGUUCGAGUGAAUCCAGCGAGGAGGUGGAACUGGGUGAGGGAUCACAUCGAUAUCGGUUCUCGUAUCGGUUACCUCCGGAGUGUCCCACGUCCUUCGAGGGGGACUUUGGCUAUGUGCGGUAUACGAUUCGGAUCGUGUUUGAACGCCCGUGGAAGUAUGACCUAACCUAUAAGAUUGCGUUUACGGUGGUCCAACAGUUGGAUCUUAACCGGAUAUCACCACCCCUGAACGAAGCUAUCGUAAAGGAAAACAUGCGCCAAUUCAGCUGUGGUCCCUGCCGAUCGGCUCCCAUGAUCAUGACUGUUUGUGUACCCAUGACCGGGUACGUCCCCGGUCAGUUGGUCCGCGUAACCGUAGACAUUAUGAACAAAAGCCGCAAGGACAUCAGCGAAGUGAAGCUCAAGCUCCGCCGCCAGGUGAAAUAUCUCAGCCAAUCCCCCAGCGAACGAUCCAAAACUGUAUUCUGCACCCUGGUCAAGUACCAGUGCAGCGGAGUCGAUCGGGACCGUUCGGCAGGGUACGAACGUCGGUUGCUCAUACCACCGGAACCCCCGACUCGGUCCAGCACCAUCAUCCGCAUCGAAUACUUUAUCGAAAUAAUCGCCAAAGUGGUGGGACUGCACGCGAGUCCGCGGGUCAAGAUUCCGAUCACCAUUGGGACGGUGCCGUUGGCGAAUCUUAACAAAUCUCAGGAGCAAUCGUCGGUGGUGGACGGGAAUCCGAUGUUGAAGGGCGUGUCGACGACGUCGGUGUCUAACCUGGCGACGCAGCACAUGGCGUCGAGUUUGCAGUCGUUGAAAAUGCCCCACAGCUUCGAGGAAUCACCGAGCCGGGCUGCCAUCGACAUCCAGGAAGACGACGAGCAGCAAACGCUGGGGGCCAAACCGUUUGCCCCGCGCUAUCCGGUGUACAAGUUUGGGGAGGGAGCCCCCUCGACAGCAGCUUCAACAACUGCAACCGCAACAUUAACCACAACUCCGACAACCCCAGCAGAAAUGACGAAAAUUGAACCGGUGAAAGGGUCAAAUGGAGUGAGCUGAUCCGAACGAAGUGAAAAGUGACGCAAAUAGCAGUUGUCGAUAAAAGUGACGUCAGGAAAAGUAUUUCCUAAAGAAACGGUACACACUCUUGUUGCACUUAGUCUUAUCAGUAGACGUUGGACUUGUUACGUUGUGACGAAAUGUUUGCCGAAUUGGGCUUCAUGUGUGAAAUUAGAUCGAAUGUGAUACAGUAAUGGUGCCUUUUUGAGUGGUUGCAAAUAUAGUAAAGC
Messenger RNA from Culex quinquefasciatus (southern house mosquito), 1550 nucleotides. RefSeq names its product arrestin domain-containing protein 17. NCBI's taxonomy places the organism in Eukaryota, Metazoa, Arthropoda, Insecta, Diptera, Culicidae. Gene Ontology annotation, cellular component: cytoplasm. The transcript is spliced from 2 exons. The coding region runs from base 37 to 1320 and encodes 427 amino acids. Gene Ontology annotation, biological process: protein transport. The record is from RefSeq and is a predicted model, not a curated record.